UCCUAAUCAUUCUUACCGCAACUCGUAGACAUAUAAUUAAUUGGUAUGGUUCUUUUUGAUGCCAUCAUUUAGUAUUUCUAGUGUUAUAGUGAAGUGUCUAUACAAAUGUCCGAUUGCGAAAUAAUUCUAAGCCCCACUUUCAAAAAUAAACAUCGAAAAAGGACGGAAAAAAGGUCUGAAUUCUAUUUUAUAUAAAUCGGUUUACCUAUUCCAUAAGUUAGGUAAAUUUUAUACGGGAUGUGGUUUCUAUGGGCGUACUUCCAAGUGAGGAUCCUAGCACACCUGGUAGAAGUGAUACAAAUACUGGUCUUACUAACAACGCAGGCGUUUGUGACUGUCAAUCACCACUAUCCCACGCAUGCAAACGUAAAUGAUGGAGAUGGUUUUGACUUCAUCAUAGUCGGCGGCGGCACGGCGGGCUGCGUCAUCGCUAACAGACUUACCGAAGUAGAACAAUGGAAGGUCUUGCUCAUCGAGGCGGGAGGCGAUCCUCCUUACGUCUCCGAAAUUCCUGCUGUAUCCGUUAUGUUGGGUGCAACGUUCCCAGAAUGGAAUUACAACACGGUGGACGAUGGCGUCACAGCGCGCGCUCACGAUUCCGGCACUAUCCACCAGACGAUGGGCAAGAUGUUGGGCGGUUCCAGCUCUAUCAACUACAUGUUCUACGUUAGAGGAAACAGAGCGGAUUACCAAGAGUGGGCCGCCUUAGGGAACAAUGGCUGGGACUGGGACUCGGUCCUCCCGUACUUCAUAAAGAGCGAACGCUUAAACAAUGAACACAUCUUGAGGAGUUAUUCUGCCUCACUCCACGGAACACACGGCUACCUCGGAGUCACCAGGCGGGAUUUCGAAGAAUCCCAACGUGAAUAUUUCGAAGCAUUCAAAGAAACAGGCCACGACAUAUUAGAAGAUACCAAUGGUUUCCAGCAACUGGGCUAUUCCGCUGCCAGUUAUACAAUAAACAAGCUGCGUCAGAAUACCGCGUUUGCCUACAUUACACCAAUCAAACAUAGACCAAAUUUAUUUAUAAUUAAGAACACUUUAGCAAGAAAAAUUAUAUUUGAUGGUAAUAAAGCUACUGGAGUAGAAAUUCAAAAUUCGAACGGUGUCAUCAAAACCGUGACAGCGAGAAACGAAAUUAUAAUUUCUGCAGGAGCAGUGAAUAGUCCUCAACUAUUGAUGUUAUCGGGUAUUGGACCAAAAGAUCAUUUAGCAGAAAUUGGUAUUGAAAACUUGGUAGAUUCACCCAAUGUUGGUGCUAACCUACAAGAUCACAUGCUUGUACCAGUAAUGUUGACAGGGAAAAACACAUCAACACUGCCAAUCGUAGGUGACCUAAAAACACUAAGUAAUUUAGAAAACUUUCCCGGGUCGACAAUUCUGGGUCACGUCGCUUUGGAAAAGUACCAAACAUUUCCAGAUUACCAAGUCACCGCAUUGCCGCUUGAAAGGGGCACGAUUCUUCCUACACUGAUGUGCUCUAAAGUGUUCAGAUGGAACGACAAAACAUGCAUUGCAUUAGCGAAUUCAACAAAUCGUGAGACUUUGUUCGCUCUAAUAUCAUUUUUACACCCCAAAUCUAGAGGUGAGAUCCGUUUGAAGAGCAAUAAUCCGAAAGACAAGCCAUUAAUAUUCGCAAACCACUUUUCCAAUAAAGACGAUCUAAAAAAAUAUGCUAGAUGCCUCUCAGAUUAUACGAGUGUGAGAAAUGCGAAAUUUUUCAGAGAAGUUAAGUCAGAAUUAGUAGACUUAGAAGUUAAACAGUGUAAGCAUUUACCCUUUGCGAGUACAAAAUACUGGCAGUGUUAUGUACUGAACAUGGUAGCGUCACAAUAUCACUUGUCAGGGACUUGCGCGAUGGGCGUAGACGGAGUUGUCGACAGCAGAUUAAGAGUAAGAGGGGUUGAAGGCUUGAGGGUAGUUGAUGCGAGCGUCAUGCCAACAAUCGUCAGCGGAAACACCUGCGCCGCUGUUGUAAUGAUAGCGGAAAAGGCAUCCGACAUGUUGAAAAUUGACAAUGGUGCGAGAUUUACAUUUACAACGAAUAUGGAGUACACCAAAUAGAAGCGAAGCUCGAAAAUAGUUUGGAUGGUUGUACAGAUUUUAAUUUUAAUAAUGUUUUAGAAUUCGAACUAUCGCGAGUGUUAUUCAUAUUAAUUUAUUUGUACUUAAAUAAAUUAAAUUGAAAUAAAUUAAAUUGAAUAAAAAAUAAGACAUCUACAAAUAUCUUAUGGUAAAGCAGCAAAUAUUUUUGAAUUAUUAUUUAAAGAGAAAAAUUAAAUUAUUUCAUAUUA
Messenger RNA from Bicyclus anynana (squinting bush brown), 2294 nucleotides. Its product is annotated as ecdysone oxidase-like. The transcript has 4 exons. The record is from RefSeq and is a predicted model, not a curated record. The coding region runs from base 238 to 2064 and encodes 608 amino acids. Gene Ontology annotation, molecular function: ecdysone oxidase activity; flavin adenine dinucleotide binding. Lineage: Eukaryota; Metazoa; Arthropoda; Insecta; Lepidoptera; Nymphalidae.